Messenger RNA from Moneuplotes crassus, 1195 nucleotides. The record is from the annotation of a GenBank genome assembly. NCBI's taxonomy places the organism in Eukaryota, Ciliophora, Spirotrichea, Euplotida, Euplotidae.
UUUAUUUCAUCCAUAAAUGUCAAGGAAGUCAACUUCUGACGAGAAUGGGGAUCCUCUAGAUUCCAAAAAGAAUUUAGGUGGCUUUUUCAACCUCACCACCACAGCCAAGAAUAAGGUCCAGAAAAAGAGAAAGAAGAAGGGGCUUGGAGAGAAGUAUCCAAAGCAUGUUAGCACAACGACACAGCUUUUUGUUGGAUGGACUUCAGCCGUGGUUUCCAAAUCUCUCCUGACUCCUUUGGAGAGAGCGAAAGUUGUCCUCCAAGUUAGCCAUCUUGCUAAUUAUACCGGCUUUACAAAGCCAAAAGGAGCUCUUUCUGUCCUAGGAAGGAUUGUCAAGGAUCAAGGAUUGAUAGCCCUCUACAGAGGAAAUAUGGCAAUGGUCUAUCUGACCACUAGUAAAAUGAUAGCUAGUAUUGGAUUCUACGACAAAUUUAAGAGAAGAUUAAUGCCAGCAGGAGAUAAUAAAUAUAGUGGUGUGAAUAGUGCCUGGAGAAGAGUCGCAGCAGCUAUGUUAUCAGGAUCUAUUACUAUAGCUUUGAGUUAUCCAUUCGAGCUUUUCUUCACAAGAAUCACUGCUGAUAUGAAUGGAAAGGGAGCUAAGAGAUUAUACUCGAAUACUUUUGAUUGUUUUAAUUUGACACAACUUGAGGGAGGAUUUAGAAAUUGAUACAAAGCAUCAUCAGUUGCAAUGGCCAGUAUUAUCCCUUCCACUAUGAUAAUGCUUCCUCUUUAUGAUAUAUUGUCAAAUUCAAAUGCUCAAUCCUCAACAGAACAAGAAGGAAAUACUACUGGAAGUUUAAUUGCCAAGUACAUCAGCCCAAGAUUUCUGACUGGAUUAAUUACAAUGCAACUUCUUUACCCUCUUGAUACUAUUAAGCGCUGCAUGAUGGUCCAUGGCUCCAGGGGAUAUUCCUCACUAGAUGGAGGAUUUUUCGGAACUUUGAGAUCUAUUAAUAAAGCCAAUGGAAUUAGAGGAUUUUAUAAAGGAAUUACUAUUGCAUCUAUUAAAAUGGCUCCAUCAAUCUACAUCCAAUUAGCUCUCUAUGAUUGGCUGAAAAAUCAAUCUCUGUUAAAAGAGAAGGAGCCUUCUCUUGAUAUUAUUGAGCAUACUUUGAAAAUGAGUCAAGGGGAAAGAGAAAAAGUAGAAGCAUAAUAAAUUAGCGCUAAUGUUUGGAUUUAAACACUUCAACCUGUC